Messenger RNA from Gavialis gangeticus (Gharial), 2794 nucleotides. It is a transcript of the gene GDAP1, whose product is annotated as ganglioside induced differentiation associated protein 1. Gene Ontology annotation, biological process: mitochondrial fission; mitochondrial fusion. Bases 54 to 1118 code for a protein of 354 amino acids. The transcript has 6 exons. Lineage: Eukaryota; Metazoa; Chordata; Crocodylia; Gavialidae. The record is from RefSeq and is a predicted model, not a curated record. Gene Ontology annotation, cellular component: mitochondrial outer membrane.
AGGCUCAGUGCCCGCCGGGAGCCGGGGUGGGUGGGGGCUCGGGCACGGGAGACAUGGCGCUGGCCGGGGAUGGAGAGGGGCCGCAGCCCGAGCCCGAGCCCGAGCCCGAGCCCACGCUGGUGCUGUACCACUGGACCCAGUCCUUCUCCUCGCAGAAGGUGCGCUUGGUAAUUGCUGAAAAAGCACUAAAAUGUGAGGAACAUGAUGUUAAUCUACCGCUGAGUGAGCACAAUGAACCAUGGUUUAUGCGUCUUAAUUCAUCCGGUGAAGUCCCUGUUCUUAUCCAUGGAGAAAAUAUUAUUUGCGAGGCAACACAAAUUAUUGAUUAUCUUGAAAGCACUUUUAUGAAUGAGAAAACACCAAGACUAAUGCCAGAAGAUGGAAGCAUGUAUUAUCCAAGAGUGCAGCACUAUAGGGAGCUUCUGGACUCCUUGCCAAUGGAUGCCUACACACAUGGCUGUAUUUUGCACCCAGAAUUAACUGUGGAUUCCCUGAUUCCAGCUUAUGCAACAACCAGAAUUCGUAGCCAAAUAAGUAACACAGAAUCUGAACUGAAGAAGCUUGCAGAAGAAAAUCCAGACCUCCAAGAUGCUUAUAUAGCAAAGCAGAAACGCCUUAAAUCUAAACUGCUGGACCAUGAUAAUAUAAAAUACCUAAAAAAAAUACUUGAUGAAUUGGAGAAAGUUUUGGAUCAGGUUGAGACUGAGUUACAACGGAGAAAUGAAGAAACACCAGAAGAGGGACACCAACCUUGGCUCUGUGGUGAAUUUUUCAGUUUGGCAGAUGUGUCACUUGCUGUUACAUUACAUCGUCUGAAGUUCCUGGGAUUAGCAAGACGAAACUGGGGAAAUGGAAAACGUCCCAACUUGGAAGCCUAUUAUGAGCGUGUCUUGAAGAGAAAAACAUUUAAUAAGGUUUUAGGACAUGUCAACAACAUAUUAAUCUCAGCAGUUCUGCCAACUGCAUUCCGGGUGGCCAAGAAAAGGGCACCAAAAGUUCUUGGCUCUACCUUGUUGGUUGGCUUCCUAGCAGGGAUGGGUUAUUUGGCUUUCAUGUGUCUUCGAAAGAGAUUUGCCAAUAUGAUGUUAUCAAUUAGAACACGACAAAAUUAUUUUUAGACUUGUGAGAGUCUUGGGAUAUCUUCUGUCCCCAGGGAAAUAUCUAAAACAAACAUAUAAGAAAGAUUAUGUCCAUGGACCAAAACAUUGUCACAGAAUAAUAGUCUCCUGCUGUUGAAGAAAUGUAUUGGCAAUGCUGAGCUGUUUGUGGAAAAUAAAUGUUGAGGGGAUAAGAGAGAAAAAGAAAUACUUUCUUUUCAAAGGAGGAGCUGUAGAUCCUGUGCCAAUGCUUUGUUAGAAUGACUAUUGUUUCUUACUCUUUUACCAAAUGACUGAUAUAAUUUUAGUACUUUUAAUUUAACAGAUAUUCAUGCAGAAACAUGGUAGGUUUCCACAGAGUGGGGAAAUUCAUUAGUGUGCACAGGACCAGGGUUCAAAUGGGAUCUAAAUUGCACCUGUACCUUAUGCUUUCUUCUACAAAGGAGUGAAUUUCACUGCCUACUGUAGAGACAAGGAUUUUUUAGGGUGAUAUCUUUUAUUGGCCCAACUGGGGUAGUCUUAGACAAGCUUUCAAAUGUAAGAAAUUCUUCUUCAGGACCCUCCCUAAGAAAUCCUUCUGUAUCACAUAAUUUCUGGAUGAUCCUGGCUACAAUAUGGUUAUACUCCCACUGUGUGGCAUACUGAUCAAGGACCAUUGAAUUUCUGUGGGACCACUAUGACUAGUUUAGAUAAAAUAACAUCAGUUUUUCACUGUAGGUUCACACUGUGGUACAGUUUAAUUUAUUUGAGAAGGAUUUAAAGGGCUAAAUCCUAUUUCACUUUAUUUAUUUACACACUUUUGGCACUUAACAUACAGUUUUGAAUCCAGUUUUGUUUCACCCUGUUGCAAAAUAGAUGUACCUGCUGGAAGCAGAGAAGAGGAGGACCUUCCUAUGGGUGAGCCAGUAGCCUAGAGGUUAGGGCAUUGCCCAGGGGGUAGGACCCAGAUUGUAGGCUCCCUUCUCUCAUAGAAGGUUUAAACCUGCAUCUUCUGUUUCCUAGCAAAGUGCUCUAACAAGCAGGCCACAGGUUAGGUAGUAGCCAGACCUCUUUCCAGUCAUCCCCUUCAAGCUGAGCCAUUGCACUUGUUCAUUUAAUAUUCUCUGGAUAAAGAUCAGUAGGGAAGUUUCUGCCCUUUUGGGAUCAUGGCUUCAGCCUAAAAUCCAGGCUCCCCUCCAAGACAAAGUAGCAUUCAUCCUACUGAGCUCACAUGUUCAAGCUUGUUCUUCCUGGCCCCACAUGCCUUAUUUUCUUGCCUGUCCAUGUGAUUGGUUUCAUGAGGAAGGCUGGAAAAGUCACCGGAUGAUAUCUAAUCUGCUGCCUCUUGUUUAGAGCACUGUGCUGGGAAGCAGAAAAUGCAGACUCAAAUCCCCUCUGGAAAAAAGGCGAGCUUUUUCACCACAGGCAAGUGCCCUAAUCGCAAGAGUUAAAACAUGGGAGAGGGGCAGAAGGACACAUUUUUCCAGCAUUUAGCACCUGCUAGUUGUGGGAUUUUGCCUGGCUACAAUUUCAGACCUUACCCAGCCUUUUACAUGUACAUCACCACAUACCUGUCUGCACAGAGUGCAUCUUUACUGAACAUCCUCACUUGCCUGCCCAGUGCUGAGUUGCAAACUGUAUGUAAGUGUUUAAAACUGCAGUUAUGUAGUUGUGUAUGUGCUAUUUAGCUGAAUAAAGUAAAAUGGAUUUAAGCCAAA